AUGACAUCUGUCUGUCAGUUUUUCUCCUGGUUCUCGAAGCUGCAGGUUCAGAUGGAUCAGGAUGAAGCGUCAAAGUACAGACUGGAAAACAUAAACACGAAACUGAACUCCCCGACUUUAUCAGUGAACAGCGAGGGAUUCAUCCCGAUGCUUUCCAAACUAGACGAAUGCAUAGAAUACGUCUCAUCACAUCCACAUUUUAAAGACUACCCAGUCUAUCUGACCAAAUUCAAGCAGUGUCUGUCCAGAGCCAUGCUCCUCAUCAAGAGCCACACGGUCAGCAGCCUGCAGAACCUCACGGCUCAGCUCACCAAAAGGGACCCGCUGGGCGCUCCGAACGCAGACAACGCCUUCACGCUCUACUAUGUGAAGUUCAGAGCAGCGGCACCCAAAGUUCGAAGGCUCAUUGAACAAGUUGAACAGCGGUCCAACACAAUCCCAGAGUGAGUGAUUU
Sinocyclocheilus grahami is the source of this 454-nucleotide messenger RNA. RefSeq names its product conserved oligomeric Golgi complex subunit 3-like. Gene Ontology annotation, cellular component: cis-Golgi network; membrane; COG complex. Gene Ontology annotation, biological process: intracellular protein transport; Golgi organization; intra-Golgi vesicle-mediated transport. The record is from RefSeq and is a predicted model, not a curated record. Bases 1 to 447 code for a protein of 148 amino acids. NCBI's taxonomy places the organism in Eukaryota, Metazoa, Chordata, Actinopteri, Cypriniformes, Cyprinidae. The transcript is spliced from 6 exons.